AUUUAUUAUAUAGAUCUACAAAUCCCAUACAAAAUUUAAUCAUGGACAAUAAUCCUUCACAAAAUAAUCAUUUUACCGAAUCCAUUAAUUUACAACAAUCAACCGCUGCUGUUAUUCAGCCGGGUCAUGAGAAUUCUUCAAAUAUGAAUCACAAUGUCGUCAAUGCUGACCUUUCUGUCCUAGCGAAUAGUUCAACUAUGCAAUCCUAUCCACCUCAAAUCACUUCGUCAUAUACGCUGCAGUAUGUUCAUCUGUCGCAGCCUAUUUCUUCACCCGGUUCAUUUAACAUGGCUAGCAUUAACCCUGGCGUCUACAGUUUUGAUAUCCCUCGAUUUAAAAUUAUUGUCGUACCAAUUUCUUCUCAACAAGAUAAUACUUAUAUUAAUUCCUUUUCAAAUAAUAUGGGUAAUCAACUUACUCAAUUUACCCAAUUUCGACCAUGA
Molecule: messenger RNA, 443 nt
Organism: Rhizophagus irregularis DAOM 181602=DAOM 197198
Lineage: Eukaryota; Fungi; Glomeromycota; Glomeromycetes; Glomerales; Glomeraceae
Source: RefSeq, a predicted model, not a curated record